Messenger RNA from Onychostoma macrolepis, 7003 nucleotides. It is a transcript of the gene grm5b, whose product is annotated as glutamate receptor, metabotropic 5b. NCBI's taxonomy places the organism in Eukaryota, Metazoa, Chordata, Actinopteri, Cypriniformes, Cyprinidae. Gene Ontology annotation, cellular component: postsynaptic density membrane. The transcript has 9 exons. Bases 521 to 4105 code for a protein of 1194 amino acids. Gene Ontology annotation, biological process: regulation of synaptic transmission, glutamatergic; G protein-coupled glutamate receptor signaling pathway; trans-synaptic signaling by endocannabinoid, modulating synaptic transmission. Gene Ontology annotation, molecular function: G protein-coupled receptor activity involved in regulation of postsynaptic membrane potential; adenylate cyclase inhibiting G protein-coupled glutamate receptor activity. The record is from RefSeq and is a predicted model, not a curated record.
CGCAGGCUUGCAGGUGCCACGGCCGGUUGGAUGCAGCCAGUCUCCGGGUUCACUGGUGGGAGGGGUUGAGUCGCGGACUGGGAUGUGUGUGGCUGAUCACGCUUCGGCAGUGUUAGUGCGUGACAAGAAGACGAGACGACACUACAGCUGUGGCUCUCCGGUGCUCCGCAGUUUACCGGGCUACCGACCCCAAAUCUCUGACGAUACACCUGUGGAAAGCACGCGCCAUCCGUGACCUUAGUGGAUUGUGGCGCGGGCAGGUUAUGAGGCCCCUCAUCUCAUGCCGUCCCCAGCUCCAGGUUGCCACGGCAACGACCCAGCAUCCUGCUCAGGGUCGUCAUAGAAGCUCUCGGACAAAUGACAGCACGGUUCAAAGCCGCAUGAUUCCAGAAUCCCCUUUUUGUGUAAUCAGAUACAGAAAGUUCAGAGAAGGAACAAAGCAACUGGACUGAACUUCCUCACUGUGAUUGUGUCUUUGGCCCAAACCGGAACAAAGACACGGCCUCUAAUUUACUCCGAAAUGGUCAGCCUGUAUCUCUUUGCGAUGUUGCUACUGGCGUCACUGGCGAAGGCAGGCCAGGCCAGCGAGCGGCGCGUUGUGGCCCACAUUCCCGGUGACAUCAUCAUCGGUGCCCUCUUCUCCGUCCACCACCAGCCGCCGGCCGACAAAGUGCACGAGCGCAAAUGCGGGGCGGUUCGGGAGCAGUACGGCAUCCAGCGUGUGGAGGCCAUGAUGCACACGCUGGACCGAAUCAACGCUGACCCCAAACUCCUCCCCAACGUCACGCUGGGCUGCGAGAUCCGAGACUCCUGCUGGCAUUCCGCCGUCGCUCUGGAGCAAAGCAUUGAGUUCAUACGGGACUCGCUCGUCGCCGCCGACGAAAGCGAGGAGGCUGGGGGCGGGGCCAAGUGUGCCGAUCCCGAAGCCACGCCCAUGAAGGGCAAGAAGCCAAUCGUGGGGCUGAUCGGUCCGGGUUCGAGUUCUGUGGCCAUUCAAGUGCAGAAUUUGCUGCAGCUGUUUAAUAUCCCGCAGAUCGCGUACUCUGCCACCAGUAUGGACCUCAGUGACAAAUCACUCUACAAAUACUUCAUGAGGGUCGUGCCAUCGGACGCCCAGCAGGCCAGAGCCAUGGUGGACAUAGUGAAGAGAUACAACUGGACCUACGUAUCUGCCAUCCACACCGAGGGUAACUAUGGUGAGAGUGGGAUGGAGGCGUUUAAAGAGAUGGCGGGAAAGGAAGGUAUUUGUAUCGCUCACUCGGAUAAAAUCUGGAGUAACGCCGGCGAGCAGAGCUUCGACCGUCUGCUGGUCAAACUGCGCAAGUAUCUGCCCAAAGCUCGCGUGGUGGCAUGUUUCUGCGAGGGCAUGACCGUACGAAACAUCCUGAUGGCCAUGAGACGAAAAAACCUCGUCGGAGAGUUCCUGCUGGUCGGCAGUGACGGCUGGGCGGACCGAUACGACGUCACUGACGGGUACGUGCGCGAGGCUGCCGGCGGCAUCACCAUAAAGCUGCAGUCCGCAGACGUCAAGUGGUUUGACGAUUAUUACCUGAAACUGCGUCCCGAAAACAACCCACGAAACCCCUGGUUCCCCGAGUUCUGGCAGCACCGCUUCCACUGCCGGCUGAAGGGACACCUGCAGGAGAACAGCAAAUACAACCGCACCUGCGGCAAGCGGGAUUCUCUGCGGCAGCAGUAUGCACAGGACACCAAGAUGGGCUUCGUGAUCAAUGCCAUCUACAGCAUGGCCUACGGCCUCCACAACAUGCAGAAAGCGCUGUGUCCCGGUGUGGUGGGUCUGUGUGAAGCCAUGCGGCCCAUCGAUGGGUCAAAACUUCUCGACUUCCUCAUGAAGACCAACUUCACUGGAGUGACCGGGGAAAACAUUUACUUUGACGAGAACGGAGACUCGCCUGGGAGUUACGUGAUCAUGAACUUUAAGAAGAUGGGCAAAGACUAUUUCGACUACACGAACGUGGGCAGCUGGGACAUCAGCGGACUGCAGAUCAAUGAUGACGAGAUCUGGCCCACCAAAGACGAGAUUAUUAAAUCUGUGUGCAGCGAACCCUGCGAUAAAGGUCAAAUCAAGGUGAUCCGUAAAGGAGAGGUCAGCUGCUGUUGGACAUGCACUCCCUGUAAGGAGAACGAGUUUGUUUUUGACGAGUACACGUGUCGCGCGUGUGAGCUUGGAUCCUGGCCCACCAAUGACCUCACUGGAUGUGACCCCAUACCAGUGAAGUAUUUGAGGUGGGGUGACCCUGAGCCCAUCGCGGCUGUGGUCUUCGCCUGCUUGGGCCUGAUGGCCACAUUCUUCGUCACCUCCAUCUUCAUCAUCUACCGUGACACUCCAGUGGUGAAGUCGUCCAGUCGCGAGCUGUGCUACAUCAUUCUGGCGGGCAUCUGUCUGGGCUACCUGUGCACCUUCUGUCUUAUCACCAAACCUCACGUCAUCUACUGCUACCUGCAGCGGCUGGGCAUCGGCUUAUCGCCCGCCAUGAGCUACUCUGCCCUCGUCACAAAGACCAAUCGCAUCGCUCGGAUCCUGGCCGGCAGCAAAAAGAAGAUCUGCACCAAGAAGCCUCGUUUCAUGAGCGCCUGCGCCCAGCUGGUGAUCGCCUUCCUACUGAUCCUCCUGCAGCUGGGCAUCAUCGUGGCGCUCUUCGUGAUGGAGCCUCCCGACGUCAUCCACGACUAUCCCUCCAUCCGCGAGGUCAACCUCAUCUGCAACACCACCAACUUAGGCGUGGUGGCGCCGCUGGGCUACAACGGCCUUCUCAUCAUGAGCUGCACCUUCUACGCCUUCAAGACGCGCAACGUUCCCGCCAAUUUUAACGAAGCAAAGUACAUCGCCUUCACCAUGUACACCACCUGCAUCAUCUGGCUGGCUUUCGUGCCCAUUUACUUCGGCUCCAACUACAAGACCAUCACCAUGUGCUUCUCCGUCAGCCUGAGUGCCACCGUGGCUCUAGGCUGCAUGUUCGUGCCGAAGGUUUACAUUAUCCUGGCGAAACCGGAGAGGAAUGUCCGCAGUGCGUUCACUACGUCGACGGUGGUGCGCAUGCAUGUGGGAGACGGAAAAUCAUCAUCUGCGGCCAGCCGGUCGAGUAGCCUGGUCAAUCUGUGGAAGAGACGAGGAUCGUCAGGAGAGACGCUCAGCUCUAAUGGGAAGUCGGUGACGUGGGCCCAGAAUGAGUGCAGUUCCAAAGGUGGCCACCUGUGGCAGCGUCUCUCCUUCCACAUUAAGAAGCGUGAAAGCAACCAGACGGCUGUGAUCAAGCCUUUCUCCAAAACGUCUGAGGGACGCUACUGCGGAGGCAGCGACAUCAACACAGACAACAGCAACAACAAGAUGCUCUACGAGGUCACCGAAGUGGAGGAGCGCUACCCCAUCACCUACCGGCCCCAAACACCCUCACCGAUCAGCACCGUGACGCAGAGAGCGAGCAUCGCAUUAUCACAGAGCACCGGCGCCGCCGACUCCCAGGUCUUGAGCGUCUCCACAUACAUGUGUCAGCCUCCGCACCGAGGUAACGGCGGUGGAAGUGCGUCACAGGGCUCUCUGAUGGAGCAGAUUAGCUGCGUGGUGAACCGCUUCACUGCUAACAUCAGCGAGCUCAAUAGCAUGAUGCUCUCCAAUUCUCCUCCAGGGGACGCCGUGGGUUUGUCCACCAGCGCGUCUGCACACGCUCACACUGUGGAGCCUUGCUGCCCUCCGCCCUACCGCUUGUCCCGAGAAAUUUCCAUGCCGACUACCAUGACCACCUACGCCGAAAUCCAGCCCCUCCCACCGGUGGAGUCUAACGUGGGUCACUCCGCCCCUCCCUGUCCACUUUCCAGUUCGUCACGACUCAAAACUUCGCCCACGACCAGUGGGAAGGAGCUAAAGGGGGGCGUGUCCUCAGCUCUACAGUCGCCGCCCAAUCAGCAGGAGCUUGAGGAACUGCUAGCGCUGACUCCGCCCUCCCCGUUCAGGGACUCCGUGGGGUCAGGUAGCGGCUCGCCGAGUUCUCCCGCUUCUGAUACCGAAACAUCCACUCUUCCGCCCAUCCCAAAAUACGAGUGCCUGGUGCUCCGACACUACAGCCAGAGUUCGUCUUCAUUAUGAGGACAACAGAUGGAAGAAUGGAGCGCCGAAUGGCGUUAUUCAUAUAGGCGGAGACGGACACUGCUUGAGUGUGUGUUUACAUGUUCUCACCUUCGGACCAAUGCAAAACAGGGCGUUGCUGCCCCUGCGGAGAAAUAUCUGCAACAUCAGACCUGCAGUAGAAUCACAACGGUGUCUAAUCGUUCGUCUAGUUGGCAUUCCGUUGGUCUAUUUUGGUAGUGGCCUUAAACAAACAUGGCUUUCAUCUAAUUAGUGCUGUUUCUAUGAGGACUACAAUAUGUUGCUGUGUCCCCAGCAGGACGGGGGUGGACGAACACCCAACCUGGGACGUUCCCAUACAUGGACAUUAUGAGCCUUUUUUGCUAUGUUCAUCAUCAAACAAUGAGAUUAUUAAGGGCUGGAAAAAAGCACGGCAGCAAAGGGAAAAGCCUGUAUAAUUACAUGUUGCGUAACUCGUACGCGACUGCUGGUGCGCUGUAAUAAUUGAAGAGUGCGAGGUGAGGUCCCCGAUGCUUUCUGAGAUUCAAACACAAUCUUUGAACAAAGUGCUUUGUUUGAUGUACCACAGGACAGCGUGAGAGAGCAAACAGACCGAUACUCAGACACCUCAGUCAUUGUCCAUCAUUUUCUCUUCUCCUUUUUCUCUCUCUUUUCUCCCUAUUCUGCCAGUAUUCUGCCUUUUUCAGGAACAGAAUAUAUGGGUGAAUCUCAUGAAACUUGCUAAGAUUAUAUUUCAAGUAGUCCAUUCAUUCAUUCAUUCAUUCAUUCAUUCUAUAAUAAAUUAAUUGCAUAUAGAAAACUAAUAAAAAAAAUUUAUUUACUUAAAUUUUUUUUUCAAAAAUUCAUAAUUUAUUAUUUUAAUAUUGGGUCAUUAUUUAAAAAUACUUGAAAACAACUGCAAUGGUCUUAAAAUGCGCUUAACAUCCUGUAGGUAAAAUAUUUAUUUAUUUAUUUUCUUUUAAAUUGGUUUGUUUAUUUAUUUAUUAGCAAAAAUAUAGGAUUUAUUAAAUUUAAUAGAUAAUAGAUUUGUUUAAAAAAAGAGAUUUAUUUAAAACGGUUAAUUCAUUAAGCAAACAGAUUUUUAUUUACAAAUAUUUUUAUCUAUUUAUUCAAUUUAUUCAUUCAUUUAUAAAAAUGCAUACAUUCGUUCACUCAAUAAUUUCUAUUUAUUAUUAUUAUUAUUAUUUAAUUUUUAUUGUAUUUAUUUAUUUAUUUUUAAUCUGAACACGACUUCAUGAGAUUCUUUUUUAAUUAUUAUAAUUUUUAUUUAUUUAUUUAUUUUGGUAGAUUUAAUUGUGGGACCAAAUUCAUUGCCAAAUGAUUGUGGUACCAUGAUACAGUGGUAAUAUCAGAUGGUAAUACCAUGGCACACAAAAAGGUACUUUUAAGAAUACUAUAGUACUUACACAUAUCACCCCUAAUAAACUAGUUCACAGUGGUUAAUCAGCGAACUGAAUCAAAUCACAGUGAACAACAUUUUGGUCUGGUCCUAAAGUCAACAUGGAACAAAAAUGCACCCUGCUUACUUCCUCAAUACACAUUCCUGGUGUUAUUUUAGACAAUUAAUCUGUGCACAUUACUCCAAAGAAAAAUAACUUGCUCCACCUCUGAAAUUAUGUACAAAUUGUCACAUUACAGAAGUAUAAUGAGCUGCAAAUGAUGUUUCAUGUUGACUUUAAAUAAUACUUUUCUCUAGCAGAAGGGCUUUUUAUGUAAUCUUAAAGAUGUAUGUUGUUCUAUCUAUCAUAUCAUUCUAUCUAUUAGGUUUUGAAUCAUAAAGAAUGAGUUAUGAGUUCCCCAUGAAGCCAUUCUAAUAAUUUUGAUUGAUCGUUCCUAUCGAUUGUGUAAAUAUCAAGGGCAUGCGACAGCACCAAGUCUAGUAAAGUUUUAUCAGUGACUUAUUGUCGAACCUGAACAAUAGCAGUAAUUUUACACAGAUUACAUGAGGACGGAAUAACAGAAGAUUUUACGAGUCUAAAGAUGUCUUUUCUUACCAUUCCCUUGUGUACAGAACGUGCUUAGAUGAAUGUGAGGCUACUAAAGUGUCUAGCAAUUAUAUGAAAAACAAAAAAGUGAAAUUUAAAAGUAAUAUUUAUCUUAAUAGAGCUUUUAGUGCCAAAGGGGGGAGGGGAGGGGGAGGGGCCGAAAUGUGUGUUUUUCGUAACAUAAUGAUAUGAAUCGUUUUUAUGGUGAUGAGUAUUCUUUUUAUAUAUUAUAAAUAUAUAUUAUAAAUAUACCAGACUUUGGGACUCAAAGCAAUACAAACCAUACGCAUAUACAAAGCACAUUGGCUUUAGACAAUAUUUGUGCUACAUCAAGUUUUCUAAUCAUUUUGAAACUUCUUUCUGUGAAUGAGAACUCUUCCUCUGUAUCUGAUUUCAUAUUUCGGGGAUUCAGGCCGCGUCUACGCCAGAAACACAUCAAAACUAGAUCGCUCACAUUAAAAUCAGUGCUUCUGUCUAGACUUAAAUCUGCACAUCUGCUUCAGACACUUUAUAAUCCACCAUCACCUGAAAUACAAUUUUAUUGUUUUUGAAUUAACUCUGUUUUAUGAAUUUUAUUUGUUAUAUAUUUAAAUAAGUACCAACAGUUACAUAAAAGCCAGCUAACUACUGUAUAUGUUGUAGCAAUACUAACAUUCUUAUAAUAAGUAUAUGAUGAUAAAUCAGGAUGGUCACUUCCAGUGUAGACAGUCUCCUAACCAGGCACAACACGAUAAAGUAUGAAAGCUUAUGUUCGCACAAGCAAAAUAAAUAAAUUAAUAAAUAAAAAGUCAUUGUGAUUUUUUUUUAUCGCACAUUUCCGACUUUUUUUUGCAAUUGAAUGAAAAAAAUAAUCAUAAUUGCGUGAUAUACUAAUCUCAGAAGUGUGAGAUAGACAAACGCACAAUUCUAAUAA